Pocillopora damicornis (cauliflower coral) is the source of this 513-nucleotide messenger RNA. RefSeq lists its product as uncharacterized. The record is from RefSeq and is a predicted model, not a curated record. NCBI's taxonomy places the organism in Eukaryota, Metazoa, Cnidaria, Anthozoa, Scleractinia, Pocilloporidae.
AUGGAAUGGUUAGAAAGUCAUGACCUUGCCCUUUAUGGAGAAGUGCUAGUGUUUGAGCCAUUCAAAUAUCCUAAACGCAGCAAGGAACGAAGUGAAAUUUGGGGGCGAAUAGCUGUUAAUCUGAACAGUCCGAGAAGUCAAAAAUUUACAGUGUCGAAAAGAUCUCUUGAUGCAGCACUAGAAGAAAUAGCUGAAAAGGAAAGGGCUGCUGACCUGGAGAGAAAGGACAAGACUAGUGCUGUUAACAAGAAAAAUAAGAGUGAGAAGACAAGUGCAGAAGAGGUUAGGCUGCAAGCCAUGGAACGUCUUAGUAAGACACAGAAAAGAAAUGCAGAUUUAGGAGAAGAAAAGUCUAGUAAAUACAGGAAGAGAAGUUCAGAUGCUGUUGAAUACCUGAAGGAAAAGUUUCAAGAAGAGAAGGAGCUAAGGAAGGAGGAAAUUGAGUUGAAGAGGAAAGAGCAGCAAAUGAUGCUGGAUCAGCGAUUCAAACACACAAACAGCAGUUGGAAAUGA